CUGCAACCUCGAAUCUUAUUUAUCGUCAUCCCACCGUCGCUUGAAAGACGCCUCAUCUCCAUAGUAAUUUUCCUCCGACCGUCGCACCAUCCAGCAAAAUGACAGCACCCCGUGGAAUCUCCACCGUGCCCUUCGCGGAGCCGCCCUACCUCCGCGGCCUCCCCUCACCAUACUACACAGAGGGCCACAGACGGUUCCAAAAGGCGGCGCGCGAAUUCAUCUACGACAACCUGCUCAAGCAUGCGAUGGAGUGGGAGAAGGAAGGGACGGUCCCCGAACAUGUGUUUAAGGAUUUUUGCAAGGCCAACAUGCUCCUCCCGAACCUGCCUGCGCCCCUGCCCGUCGAUUGGUUGAAACGGCUGGGGAUCCAUGAUAUUUUGGGCGUCAAGGUUGAGGAGUGGGAUUAUAUUCAUACGGGGAUUUAUACAGAUGAGCUCGCCCGGUCGGGUCUCAGCGGUCCUGGUGGCUCACUCAAUGCCGGUUUUGCGUUCGGUCUGCCGCCGAUCAUCAAGUAUGGAAGCAAACAGUUGCAGGAGAAGUUCCUGCCGGAUCUGUUGACCGGUCGGAAGCGCAUUUGUAUUGCCAUCACGGAGCCGGAUGCCGGGUCUGAUGUUGCGAACAUCACCACCACCGCGACCAAGUCGGAGGAUGGGAAAUAUUAUAUUGUCAACGGGAACAAGAAAUGGAUCACAAACGGCAUCUGGUCGGAGUACAGUACAAUGGCCGUUCGAACAGGCGGUCCCGGACCCGGUGGUCUGUCUCUCCUCGUCGUCCCGCUAAAGGGCUACCCAGGCGUCUCCAUGCAGCGCCUCAAGGUCUCUGGCCAAAUUACCGGCGGAACAACCUACAUCGAGCUCGAUGACGUCAAAGUCCCGGUAGAGAACCUGAUCGGGCGCGAAGGCGAGGGCAUGAAGCUGGUGAUGAACAACUUCAACCACGAACGCCUGACCAUCGCCGUCGGCGUCACGCGGCAAGCGCGCGUCGCCCUCUCAACCGCCUUCUCUUACUGCCUGAAGCGCGAGGCGUUCGGGAAGACACUCAUGGACCAACCUGUUGUGCGCCACAGACUUGCCAAGGCCGGUGCGGAGCUCGAGACCAUGUGGGCGUUUGUUGAGCAGUUGCUGUACCAGCUUGCGAACUUGCCCAAGGAGCAGGCGGAUCGUGAGCUGGGUGGGAUUACCGCGCUGGCGAAGGCCAAGGGCGCGAUGGUGCUGAAUGAGUGUGCACAGGUCGCGGUGCUACUCUUUGGUGGAGCAGGUUUCACCAAGCAAGGACAGGGCGAACUCGUCGAGGCGAUCUUGCGCGAUGUCCCUGGUGCUCGGAUCCCCGGUGGCUCCGAGGACGUGCUGCUGGAUCUGGCGGUACGGCAGCUGGUCAAGCUGUACAAGGCCGAGGAGGCGAAGCUGGGCAAGUCAUCGAAGAUCUAGACUCGACUGUAUUCUACCGUGUGAUAUCGCUGUUUGAAUAGCCUUUAGACCAAGACAUACCAUUUACUUGUUCAUCCCAAUUUUUGCUUUUCCGCGUGGCAGCCCCGGAAAAGGACCUGCUUCAGAUCGUUAUCAGCGUGCAGAAUCAGGGUGGCACUGUUGCUGCUUACUCCAUCGAGUAAAGCCGUUGGAGAACCUGUUGGGAU
Molecule: messenger RNA, 1633 nt
Organism: Aspergillus calidoustus
Lineage: Eukaryota; Fungi; Ascomycota; Eurotiomycetes; Eurotiales; Aspergillaceae
Source: the annotation of a GenBank genome assembly